AUUUUAUGGUUGGAGAGAACAUAAGGUGGAAAGAGCAAACCCUUGAGGCAUUUGAUUGAAGCCCACAAAGUUUUUUUAUCACCGACCUGCCCAUCCCCAAAACAAGUCAUUCGAAAUUCGCUCAAUCGUCAUCCUCAUUUCCAAACAUUGGGGAUUCUUUCUUCUAACAAGAACCCCUUUCCUCGGCGUCUGAUCAAAAGAGAGUUUCGAAUUAAAUAAACUAACGAAGAAACCGUAGAUUAACCCUUAUCUGUAUUAAUUGUCGAAUAAGAGAAUGAAGGGUUCAUCAGAAAGAAAGUACAUGCAAGAAUUUCUCCUAUACGCAGCAAGCGCGGCGUUGAGUUGUUUGGUAUUAUUCACGGGCCUCCAUUACUUAGACCCCAACCGCGAUUCUUCCAAGAAAGCUCUCGAACACAAGAAAGCCAUUGCAAAACGUCUAGGUCGUCCCCUCAUUCAUACAGAUCAAUAUGAGGAUAUAAUAGCAGGUGAUGUUAUAAAUCCUGACCACAUUGAUGUAGAGUUUGACUCCAUUGGGGGACUGGAAUCGAUUAAAGAAACUUUGUUUGAGCUUGUUAUUCUACCCUUGAAACGGCCCGAGUUGUUUUCGCAUGGCAGGCUCCUUGGACCAUUAAAGGGGGUCCUGUUGUAUGGACCCCCUGGCACUGGGAAAACCAUGCUUGCCAAAGCUAUUGCCAGGGAGUCCGGGGCGGUUUUUAUUAAUGUCAGGAUAUCCAACCUGAUGAGCAAAUGGUUCGGAGAUGCCUCAAAGCUUGUGGCUGCUGUAUUUAGUUUGGCUUAUAAGCUUCAGCCUGCCAUCAUAUUCAUUGAUGAAGUUGACAGUUUUUUGGGUCAGCGUCGUCAAUCAGAUCAUGAGGCUCUGUUAAACAUGAAAACUGAGUUCAUGGCUCUAUGGGAUGGAUUCACUACCAACCAGAAUGCCCGAGUUAUGGUACUUGCAGCAACUAAUCGUCCUUCAGAACUUGAUGAAGCAAUACUUCGGCGUUUUCCUCAAGCUUUUGAAAUUGGACUUCCAGACCAGAAAGAAAGGGCUGAUAUAUUGAAAAUUAUCUUAAAGGGUGAGAGGAUUGAAGAUAACAUAGACCUCGAUAAUAUAGCUAGCUUAUGUGAGGGUUACACUGGUUCAGAUCUAUUUGAUCUUUGUCAGAAGGCUGCUUAUUUUCCUAUCAGAGAACUGCUGGAAUAUGAGAAGAAAGGGAAACAAUCUCCUGCACCUAGACGUUUGUCUCAGUUAGAUUUGGAAAAGGCCCUCUCCACUUCACGGACGAUGGUUGCUGCAAGCGAAUAUGAUGGAUUAAACCACCAGUCAUCAUCAAGACGGACAUUUCCUGUUGAUUCAGGUGAUUAUCAAGCUGCAAUCAAUGAAUUCUAUAAAGUUAUAAUUUCUCGUAUGAUUAACCGCCAACCAGAUUCCCAGGAUCCUUAAAAUUUUGAAUUUCUCUUUUGGGCAUUCUUCUACUGCUCUAUUAAGUUAUAAUUACAACAGACGUAGCUUACAUAGUUAUACUAGUUCUAGAAAAUGUAUUAUUUAUUAUAUUAUACACACUUUUUAUUAUAGUGCCAAGAUUGGCUAUUGCAUUUUGUUAUGUAUGGUUCCAUUUAUAUUGUUGCCGUUACCCUACUUGUAAUAUUGUAUCACUGGAUAGAGCUGAAUCAGACAUUCCAUUUUGUUCUGUUAAAGAUUUGUGAUGGAGAAAAAGAACUAUAAUCUGGAAAUAGUUUUAAAGAACACU
This is a messenger RNA of Lathyrus oleraceus (garden pea), 1751 nucleotides long. RefSeq lists its product as uncharacterized. The record is from RefSeq and is a predicted model, not a curated record. The transcript is spliced from 5 exons. Gene Ontology annotation, molecular function: ATP hydrolysis activity; ATP binding. NCBI's taxonomy places the organism in Eukaryota, Viridiplantae, Streptophyta, Magnoliopsida, Fabales, Fabaceae. Bases 275 to 1444 code for a protein of 389 amino acids. Gene Ontology annotation, cellular component: mitochondrial outer membrane.